GCGUCCCUCGGAGCCGCGCGGCAGCUGCAGAGGUGAUCUGAAGCAUGGAGAAGAUACCUGUCCUGGGCCUGGGCACCUGGAAGGCGGCCCCAUGGGAAGUGACGGAGGCGGUCAAAGUGGCGAUAGACGCGGGCUUGUACCACAACGAGAAUGUGGUUGGAGUGGGGAUCCAGUGCAAGGUCAAGGAGGGCAUGGUGAGGCGGAAGGACCUGUUUAUUGUCAGCAAGCUUAUUCUAGAUGUUCAGGAGACAUCUGUGAACAAAACAAACUCGGACCAAAAUCCCUGCCUUCGUGGAGCUUACAUCCUAGUGGCAACAGACAGACAACAGGAGAAAAUACAACAUAUAAGACGUCAGAUCGAGUGCCACCUAUACCUGACUCAGAAGAACCUGAUCAGUUUUUGCCAAUGGAGAAAUGUGUCCAUGACUGCUUACCGGCCCCUCGGGGGCUCCAGCAGGGGAGUGCACCUGAUGGAAGACCCUGUGAUCCAGAUGAUCUCUCAGAAGCACAAGAAGUCUGCAGCUCAGAUUUUGAUCCGAUUUCAGAUCCAGAGGAAUGUGAUAGUGAUUCCCAAAUCCGUCAACCCAAAGCGGAUUCUUGAGAAUUUCCAGGUGUUUGAUUUUGAAUUAUCAGAACAGGAUAUGACUGACCUCCUCCACCCAGACAGGAAUCUCCAUUUGUCUACAUUCCCCAUGUAAAUACGGCUGCUUUAUCUCCUUCGCAAGUACAGAGAGCGAUGUCUGGAUUUCAUGAUUGCGUCCUGCAUAGGCGUUUAUUAUGUACAUGUGGAGUUAAUUAAGCUUUCUCAUAAUUCUCUCCUGUCUGAGGAUGGGCCACUUUGGAGGUGAAUCAUAAGACUAAUUCAGUACAC
Molecule: messenger RNA, 871 nt
Organism: Eubalaena glacialis (North Atlantic right whale)
Lineage: Eukaryota; Metazoa; Chordata; Mammalia; Artiodactyla; Balaenidae
Gene: AKR1E2
Product: aldo-keto reductase family 1 member E2
Exons: 8
Coding region: 45-698 (217 amino acids)
Cellular component (GO): cytosol
Molecular function (GO): aldose reductase (NADPH) activity
Source: RefSeq, a predicted model, not a curated record